AUGCCUGCUAUGAACCUUCAAGCUUUGCUCUUAGCAUCAGUAUACUCUUUGGGGGUAACAAGAGGAGCACCGACAUCGAGUGCAAGCUUUGAUAUCAACGCGGAUUGGGUGUCUUGGAAUGAUGAUACAUGGACCUUAAAAUCAACCAAGCCACUGCCAGGGGUGUUUACUGCAUGGCUGCCACAGUCGAACGGUUAUUUUGGCCUUGCCCAAGGUUCAUUGGGGCCGUUCUAUGAGCGCAGCCGUCGAAAUGAUUCAGAAGGAUGGCCGUCUUAUAGCAAUCCUCGAACGACGUUUGCUACUGUUACGGGGUUUUGGGGCAGCGAGCCUAGCACGCUUGAACCCGGGGAGCUGGGCGAGAGUUUCAUUUCCGGAGUGCCGCAUUUUACCGAUUUGCUUGUUGAAGCAUGUGGCAGUAUCCUCAAUGGAGAUGUAGACGUAUCCGAAAUCAACGAGUUCGAGUCAACGCUGUCUUUGCGGAAGAAUGAUGGCACUGACUUUUUAUGCUCUACUACCAGCAAGACCGGCAUACUCACAUGGUCGUAUGUCUGGAGCCCUGCAACGUGCGUAGGGGACCGAAAGUUCCUGGUAUCAUACGAGUCUUUGGCCUCGAUGGUCGAACGACGUCUGGCAGCCGUGAAAUUGGUCGUCUCCAGCGAGCAGGGACUCGACAAUGUGCACGUCCUCGAUCUACUAGACAACCAGUCCGCUUUGCGCACAAGAACCGUCAAGACAGGCGUAAAUGAGGCCAGCAGUCAAGUCUAUUCAGCUGUUUCGCCAGAUGGAGUUGACCACGUCAUGGCGUAUGUGCUGUCAUCAACACUUGGGGACGGGUUAUUGGGCCUUGAAGGCAAGGAUGAAUACUCGAGCGACUUCUUUUCCGCACUCGAUUUCGUUAUAACCUCAGAUUCAGCCAACUCAUCCACCACCGACCCCAAGUCUGUCUUCCCGACGCAGCGGUAUCGGGUGCAAUCUGGUUUGCAGUCCGCGACGGUCUACAAAUACGCAGCUAUUGCCUCAACAGAACAUUACGGAUCGAAUACGGAAGCAGUGGUCUCGAGCGUUGUGUCAUCUGCCACAAUUCGCGGGUAUCAUGCUUUGCGUGAGGAACACAGCGCCGAAGUGGGCAAGUUCAUGAGCGCAGACUUUGUCGCUGAUUUCAGAGAUCCAGUGACAGGAUCGCUUCCAAUGAACGGUGGCGGCCACGUGGUGCAAGCCUUGCAGAUCACAGCCAUCUCCUCCGCUUACUAUCUUUACACGAGCCUCAUCCCAUGGAGCCCGACUCAAGAUAAGAACUCAAGCACUUGCAUCGCGUGCAACUCCCUGGGUGUUGGCGGCUUGGUUUCCCAGACAUACGGAGCGCCCGCCAUCCAAGGAGUGCAUCCCAAGUUGGCAAGACAGUUUUCGCUAUAUCGCAUCAAUAGGGCAGAGGAGUCACGGAAAAACACCAAGAGGCACAAUCUGAAAGAGGGGAGCAUGCUCUAUGCAUGGACAAGCGGUCGAUAUGGACAAUGCUACAACAUGUCUGCGCCCUGCAUCAUGUACCAGUAUCACCUCAAUGCUGAUAUCGCCUUGAGCAUGACCAUGGGCCGCAACACAAGUGGCGACAGAAAUUGGUAUGAGAAGCACGGGGCUGUGGACGUGAUAGACGGCGUGGCCACCGGCUUAAGCGAUAUUCUCACACGACGAGAGAACACUGGCCUCUGGGGCAUCGACGUGAUGGCCGAUGCCGACGAAUACUACAUGUGGAUUGCAGACGGUUCAUUUACUAGUACUGCAGUCAGCACUCUUCUACAACUCGCCUCGGAGGCUCGUCAUGAACGAGGUAUCCCAACCGAGACCGACUGGCCUGACCAGCUCGAGCACAUGUCGAUACCCACCUCGGACGACGGCGUCGUGCUCGAAUUCCAGGGCAUGACAAACGAUGUCUUCCCCAAGCAAGCAGACGUCAUUCUGUCCCAUUAUCCCUACGACUACAAGCGGAAUUUCUCCCUUGAUAAAUACCGAGCUGCGAUGGACUUUUACGCAGUCCGUACCGACCCACACGGCCCAGCCAUGACUUGGAGCAUGUAUGCUAUCACAGCCAACUCUCUGGCUACCUCCGGAUGCUCUUUCUGGACAUAUCUAGUCAAAUCAUUCCAGCCUUAUAUCCGUGGCCCUUGGUACCAGUACUCGGAACAGCAAGACGACGAGCCUGACGUCCUGGACCCCCUGACCGGGAACCCUAUCAACCCAGCAUUUCCGUUCCUCACGGGCCACGGCGGCCUCCUGCAGAUAUUCACGGCGGGAUUUCUCGGCCUACGCGUCACGCACCGUAAUUUGGUGAUAAACCCGUCGCUCCCUCCGCAGCUCCGCGACUUCAAACCGCCAAUCCAGUAUUACAACGGCGCCGUCGUCAGCUUCCGCAUGAAUCGCACGCAUACGUUUAUUACGAGACGCGAUGCAUCUCAUUUCGACGGUCUGGUGCCAGACCAGUACGGCGAGGAGGAUAUGCCCAUCACCGUCGGCCGAGGCGUGGACGACCCCAACGCGCGGACGGUAUUCUUGCGCAUUAAUGACACCGUGGUGGUACAGAAUAGGUUGUAUGAUGCUGAACUUUCCGUGCCGGGCAACAUCUUGCAAUGCCAUGACGCAACUUCGUCACAUGGCGACCUGGCGUUCGCAGCCACAGAUGGGUACGGAGGCACCUUUUGGCAGUCCGGUACUUGUGAUAUCACGGCCGCUCUGCUGGUGGACCUGGGAACUUCGCAGAUGCCGCGGCUUCUGCAUGCUAUCCAGCUGGACUUUGCCAUGCGACCGCCAAAGUAUGUCAAGGUUUCGGUCUCGAAUAGUUCAAGCUUCGAGCUUAGUACGGUGCUUGCGGACCAAGAUAUCCGUAUUACGAAGCCAUGGAUCCCGGACUCGCCGGUGGCAAAAUAUGUAGGAAACAAAACCACCAUCCAGCUCACUGGCGCUGUAUGGAGUGGUGCAUUUGCGAAACUAGAGAUCACAGGCUGCUGGACCGAUGAUGGUGCUGGGGCAACAGUUGCCGAGUUCGGGCUCCUGGCCGCAAAUCUCCAUGACUUUCUCCGCCAGUAUCCUUAUCGACCUAGCGAUUGUCUUAUUCAUGUCCAGCCCCCGCGGGAAGUCGUGCCCGAACACAUGACCAAUUUGAUCCGCUUGACUGGGUUCAGCAAUGUCAAACAGUUGCUGGCCAUAUUCAGGUGCAUCGCCUAA
Messenger RNA from Colletotrichum graminicola M1.001, 3216 nucleotides. RefSeq names its product glycosyl hydrolase family 65 central catalytic domain-containing protein. Lineage: Eukaryota; Fungi; Ascomycota; Sordariomycetes; Glomerellales; Glomerellaceae. Gene Ontology annotation, molecular function: alpha,alpha-trehalase activity. Bases 1 to 3216 code for a protein of 1071 amino acids. The transcript has 5 exons. Gene Ontology annotation, biological process: trehalose catabolic process. The record is from RefSeq and is a predicted model, not a curated record. Gene Ontology annotation, cellular component: fungal-type cell wall.